GUCAUCGGAUAACUCGUCGCCCUGCCGCCCCGGCGGCCCCAACUCCCAAGCCCAAGCAGCAAAAUGCCGGCGGCGACGUCGCUCCCGGCACGGGCACCGGCGCCGUCAGCGGCGCGGCGCAGGAGGUCCUCCCGCGCGGCGGUGGUUUCGGCGUCGUCGUCGCUGCGCCGGGCCGCGUCGGGCGGGGGCUCGAGCUGGCGGAGCGAGCGGCGGCUCAUGUCGGAGCUGGACCGCACGGUGACGUCCGGCGCGGCGGAGCGCGUCAUCCGCGGCUACGUCGGCACAAAAUCCGAGCGCGCCGCCCUCGCCGCGCUCUCCCGCCUCCUCAUCGACUCCGACCCCCUCGCCAUUCCCUUCUACGAGGCGGUGACGCAGGCGCGGUGGUUCAAGUGGAGCUCGAUCCACGCGGCGGGGGUCGCGGCGCUGCUCGAAGCCACAGGCGGCGCGGAGGAGUCCAGAUCCCUCGUCGCCGGCUCCGCCGCGCGCCUCCAGUGCCCCUCCGAGGUCGCCCUCUUCUACUGCGACCUCAUGGCCGCCUUCUCCUCCCGCGGGCUCAAUCGCCGGGCCAUGGAUUUCUACGCGCAGCUCCGGGCGAUGCCUCCGCCGGCGCUCUCCGGGUCUGGCGCCGGCGGCGGCGGCGGUGGCAGGAUCUACAUGGCCAUGAUCAAGUCCCUGUGCCUCAUGGGCCUCGCCGCCGAGGCCGAGGAGGCGCUCAGGGAGAUGGUCUCUCUGGGGCACAAGCCUGAUGCGUUUCAGUUUGGAUUGGUGGCGAAAUGCUAUGGGAAGGCAGGGCAGUUGGCUGAGAUGGAGAGGGUGAUUGCGUCCAUGUCGGACGCUGGUAUCCGGCUCGGCACUGGCGCGGCCAACAUUGUCCUCUCAUGCUACAGCGCGUGCCGUGAUCAUGGCAAGAUGCUAAUGUGGCUGAAGAGGAUGAGGAAGCUGCGCAUUGCGCCGACUACAAAAGCCUACAAUUUUGUGCUCAACUCGUGCACGACGGUGGUUAAGAUGGCUCGAGAAUUGGGGCCCUCGCUCCCGUUGUCAUCGGCGCAGCUGGUGAAGAAGCUCAGGUCUGGAUCUCCAUGGCCGGCAGAAGCUGAUGUUGUGCAGGAGCUUCUGGCAGCCUCGUCGGUGCUGGACAAGGCGAUGAAUUGGUCAGAAAAUGAGGUGAAGCUGAACCUGCAUGGGUUCAGUGUAACUUCAGCCUAUGUGCUGAUGCUGCAGUGGGUGGACGCGAUUAAGGGGGGCCGUGCAUUGCCAUUGGAGGUUUCUGUGGUGUGCGGCGUCGGGAAGCACAGCGAUGUCCGUGGCGAACCCAAAGUGCGGGAGCUGGCGCAAGAGGUUCUGAGCCGGACGGGGAGCCCCCUGCGGCUGUCUGCAAGGAACAAAGGCCGGCUUGUGGCGAAACGAGACAGAGUGAAGCAAUGGCUGACCACUGAGUGGACUUCUCCGUUGCUUGAGGAGAGCACCGAUCAAUCGUCCAGUACGAGUGAUCAGCAACCAUUUUUACCAAAGCUUUUGAGAAAACUCGGACAGAUGUUUUCCUCUUUUGUGUCAGUUUCUAGAUGAAUGGCGAAAUGUUCUUUGUAAUUUAGGCAGCUCAGACUUCAGAAUAGGCAUACUGAAUGAUACAAAAAUGCCUUCUAAUCCUAGUUCUGAUGGUGAAUGAAAUGUUAUGCCUCAA
Molecule: messenger RNA, 1681 nt
Organism: Brachypodium distachyon (stiff brome)
Lineage: Eukaryota; Viridiplantae; Streptophyta; Magnoliopsida; Poales; Poaceae
Product: pentatricopeptide repeat-containing protein At2g17033
Exons: 2
Coding region: 64-1566 (500 amino acids)
Molecular function (GO): protein binding
Source: RefSeq, a predicted model, not a curated record